AUGGGGAGCGGAGGGUAUCGCCGAUCCAUCUUUCGGGAGGCUCCGGGCUUGCGACGACGAAUAUGGCAGGGAGAACAUUUACCCAGAGUGUGCCAUGCAUGGGCUUUUCUGGGAAUGAGAAGGUGCCAGGAUUUGUUUUUGGUUCACUUGCAGGGGCAGAAACUUGGAACUAGGUUCCAAGAUGGCAGCUACAGCUCCAGGCAAGAAGAAGGGGGAAGACCAAAGGCAAAAGAAGGGCACAUCAGUUGAGUCUGCGUUCUCUUAAAGAACUUUUUCAGCAAUCCAAGAAUUUUCACUGACAUCUCAAUGGUCAGAUUGUCAUUGACUACUGCUAUCUGCAAGGUUGCCUGA
This is a messenger RNA of Trichechus manatus latirostris (Florida manatee), 351 nucleotides long. Its product is annotated as small integral membrane protein 43. The record is from RefSeq and is a predicted model, not a curated record. Lineage: Eukaryota; Metazoa; Chordata; Mammalia; Sirenia; Trichechidae.